AUGGAGGGAAUGUUGCCAUCACCACCUUCUUCUCCUCCACGAGAACUUGACCCUGACAAAUUAUACGCGCUCUACGACUUUAGUGGGCCCGACCCAUCACACCUGGAACUGACAAAAGACGAUUCCGUACUUUUGCUUAAUGAUUCCGACAGUUACUGGUGGUUGGUGAAACGAAUUUCCACCAAUCAAGUUGGAUUUGCGCCCGCCGAAGUGCUGGAGACGUUCGAGGAGCGUCUUGCAAGGUUAAAUUGCUGGAAAAACGAGGUCAUUGAAAGAGAGGAUACGACGUGCCUGUCGGUAGACGAUUUGAAAGAGUUUGAGCUGAACUCACAAAAGGUUUAUUCUGGGUCCAACUUGACACUCUAUGAGAACCAGAAUGAUAGCAGCAAGAGUGAUAACUCACUACUAGGUCGCAAAAGCUCGCUCAAACGUAGCAAGUCGUCGAUGCGCAAAACCGUGUCUUUCGUUCCUGAGGUUCUUUCUGAGCUAAAGGAAAUCGACGACACUAGGUCCGAGCCUGGGAGUGAUAGCCAGCCUCAGUCUGUCCCCUUAACAGUCAACAAACGAGUUAGCAACUCUAAUUUCUUGGUGAAAAACCUCGAUGACUACCAAGAACAUCGCAGGUUUUCUUUCCAAGAAAAAUGUCAUGACGAUGUCGACGACGAAACAAGCAUAUCAUCGAUUGACUCUGACUCCUAUGAAAGUUUCAACGAUGAUAAACAGUUAGAUCAUGAAGAGCGUACGGAGUCUGGUACUUCCAUUUCACCUCCUGCCUUGACGACAGAGAUGGAUAAUUCUAAUACUACAAUUGACGAGACCGCGCAGCCGACAACUAAACAGUUCAGAACGCUGUCAUUCCAGGAGCAGCGAACACUUUUCUUGGAAAAGAAAGAUAGCAAGCUAUCUCAGAGAGAGGCUUCCAAUGACUCUACAUCAUCAAGCUUAUCGCAACGCAAAAACUUGUCAAGUGUUUCUUCCGAUUCCUUGACACCGCAAGCAUCCCAGACCGAUCUUCUGAGACCCAAAACAUUGCAUCCUGUGGCUGGUGAGCUGUUCAAUCCUCUUUUCGACCAACUGGAGGUGCUGGAAAAGAUGCUGAACGAUUUUAUAAUUACUGAUUGA
Messenger RNA from Ogataea polymorpha, 1122 nucleotides. RefSeq lists its product as uncharacterized. The transcript has a single exon. Lineage: Eukaryota; Fungi; Ascomycota; Pichiomycetes; Pichiales; Pichiaceae. Gene Ontology annotation, cellular component: cell tip; microtubule cytoskeleton. The coding region runs from base 1 to 1122 and encodes 373 amino acids. The record is from RefSeq and is a predicted model, not a curated record. Gene Ontology annotation, biological process: establishment or maintenance of actin cytoskeleton polarity. Gene Ontology annotation, molecular function: protein binding.